Molecule: messenger RNA, 2032 nt
Organism: Cercospora beticola
Lineage: Eukaryota; Fungi; Ascomycota; Dothideomycetes; Mycosphaerellales; Mycosphaerellaceae
Gene: ERG4
Product: delta(24(24(1)))-sterol reductase
Biological process (GO): ergosterol biosynthetic process
Cellular component (GO): endoplasmic reticulum membrane
Molecular function (GO): Delta24(24-1) sterol reductase activity
Source: RefSeq, a predicted model, not a curated record
AUAAACAACACAAAAAUCUGGUCGCGCGCCGCCGCCAGCACCACCCUGUCCGUCUUGUCUCUGUCUGCCUGUCUCUGUUCUCACCGAUCCGACAUUGCUUCAUCUGCCACUGUGCAUGGUCGACGCGCCUAGCCGAGCGUGCAUAUUGCAUUCCACCAACAACCAUGUCGGAACGAGUGACGCGCUCCCAGACCGGGAAGACCCCGAGAAAGUCCAUGGUUCCCGAAGGCUUCGUCGAAACGCCCGGAACACGACGACGGACUACGCGAAAGUCUGCUGCCAGCGAUGGACGAUCACCGUCCCCCACCGAAGACCUGAGCGCCUCCGCCGAGCUCAAGGCUCCCGUCACUAGCGGCAAUGGCAGCACGAAGAAGGCAGCGAAUGGAAGUGCCAAUGGCCAGCCGAAGGGCAAGGUCAUCGACGGCUGGCUCGUGGGCAGCGACCCCAAGAUCGACCACAACCCACACUUCGACUUUGGUGGCACUCUGGGUGUCUCCGCGAUGAUGAUAGGCUUUCCGCUGUUGAUGUGGUAUAUGUGGAUAGGAGCCACCUACUACAAUGGCAAAUUCCCCUCAGAGCCCAGCAUGACCUGGGCCCAGUACGGCAAACACCUCUUCCACCUGGCAUACACCGGGGCCUUCCCUCAUCGCAAGGCCUGGGCCAUUUACUGGACAUUCUUCAUCUUCGAGGGCUUGCUCUAUCUGUUCGCACCAGGUGUCUACUCCACUGGCAAGCCUCUGCCGCACGAAAAUGGCAAGCAGUUGCGCUACUACUGCUCUGGAGUGUGGUCGUUCUACAUCUCCAUCGCCACCGCUCUGGGCCUGCACUACACUGGCCUCUUCCCCAUGUACACUCUCAUCGAUGAGUUUGGCCCACUGAUGAGCGUGGCUAUCUUCACUGGUUUCAUUGUUGCCAUUGUCGCCUACGUGUCCGCUCUCGCGCGUGGUGCUCAACACCGUAUGACCGGAUACCAUAUCUACGAUUUCUUCAUGGGCGCCGAGCUCAACCCUCGCAUGUUUGGCUGGCUCGACUUCAAGAUGUUCUUCGAAGUUCGUCUGCCAUGGUACAUCCUCUUCUUCAUUUCCCUCAGUGCAGCUUUCCGCCAGUUGGAGACCUACGGAUAUGUGACUGGAGAAGUCGCUUUCCUGGUCAUGGCCCACUGGCUCUACGCCAAUGCCUGCUCCAAGGGUGAGGAGAUGAUCGUCACCACCUGGGAUAUGUACUACGAGAAGUGGGGCUUCAUGCUCAUCUUCUGGAACCUGGCUGGUGUCCCACUCAGCUACUGCCACUGCACCAUCUUCCUUGCCAACCACGACCCAUCCGAGUACCGCUGGAGCAAGCCUGUUCUUGUCUUCCUCUACAUCACCUACCUCUUCGCUUACUGGGUCUGGGAUACCGGCAAUUCGCAGAAGAACAUGUUCCGCGCUGAUGAGCGCGGAGUUGCUGUGCACCGAAACACUUUCCCACAGCUGCCAUGGAAGCAGGUUAAGAACCCAAGGACCAUCCGCACCGAAUCUGGUGACUCUCUCAUGAUCGACGGCUGGUUCAAGUACGCUCGCAAGAUCAACUACACCGCCGACUUCUACUUCGCAUUCUGCUGGGGUCUCAUUACUGGUUUCAACAGUCCUUUCCCCUGGUUCUAUCCGGUCUUCUUCGCGCUCAUGAUCGUGCACCGCGCGUACAGGGAUAUCCAAAGAUGCAAGGAGAAGUAUGGCUCCGCUUGGGAGGAAUAUGAGAAGAUCACACCUUACUUGUUCAUUCCGUACGUCAUUUAAUUGGCUCGCGAUGGCGUUACGGAAGUGUCAGAUGUGGUGGAAGUAGGUGUACAGUGAAUGUACUUAUGAACAACGACAGAGUUGGUGAUGGCGGGACGGAAAUUUAAAAUUAGGAGGGAUCUCGGUCGGGUGACGAGAUAUUGUCAGGCGUUAUUUUGUCCAUGUUUAUGCUGAUUGUGUACAGUGCGAGCUUCUGUGUGCUUUGGCCGAGACGAGACGUUGCUGAUACCCAAGAUGUAGUUGAUGCUAAUGCGGAA